Messenger RNA from Priapulus caudatus, 3007 nucleotides. RefSeq names its product probable dolichyl pyrophosphate Glc1Man9GlcNAc2 alpha-1,3-glucosyltransferase. Gene Ontology annotation, biological process: protein N-linked glycosylation. The transcript has a single exon. Gene Ontology annotation, cellular component: endoplasmic reticulum membrane. Lineage: Eukaryota; Metazoa; Priapulida; Priapulimorpha; Priapulimorphida; Priapulidae. Gene Ontology annotation, molecular function: dolichyl pyrophosphate Glc1Man9GlcNAc2 alpha-1,3-glucosyltransferase activity. The record is from RefSeq and is a predicted model, not a curated record. Bases 182 to 1885 code for a protein of 567 amino acids.
GGGAGCGAGUACCAGUCUAAGUGUAGAGCACGUGUAUCGAAAAAGAGCCAAUGUGCGUUCGAACAUUAUCGUCGCGAGGAAGCUCAACUUGGUAAAUACGUAUUUUGAUAUAUUCGGCACAUUGUAGUUAUACUUAUAGUUAUAGUUAGUUUGUCCAUUAUUGAUUAAUUUAUAAAAAGUAAUGGCCAAAAAGCGUGUAACUAGUAGUACUACUUUCGACGAAAAGCUGGAAGAUUUUCGCGAUGAACGCUGCGAUGUGUCACUGUCAGCUCUGGAGCAAAACACAAAGUUGGGUAGGAAUGCAGAAUUUCUUUCGGCUCGUACUAUUUGCUUGAUAGUAGGAGCAGCGACUUUCCUAAAGUUGAUGUGUCUUCCAGCCUACAGGUCCACAGAUUUCGAAGUUCACAGAAACUGGCUAGCAAUUACUAGCAGCUUACCAAUCAGCAAAUGGUAUUAUGAGAAUACAUCUGAGUGGACAUUGGACUAUCCUCCGUUCUUUGCUUACUUCGAGUAUAUAUUAUCGUGCGUUGCAUACUACUUUGAUUCAAACAUGCUUGAGCUUUCGAACGUAAAUUAUGCUAGCUGGGGAACAGUUGUUUUCCAGAAAGCGUCGGUAAUGGUUACUGAUCUAGUGUUUGUGUAUGGAGCAAAAAAGUGCAUUCAGUCCGUCCCGAAUAACACCAAACUUGCAAUUUCCGAGAUGGGAUUGCUGGGGAACCCUCAAUUUGUUCUUGCUGUCCUGCUGUUAACUAAUUUCGGUCUGUUUAUCGUCGACCACAUUCACUUUCAGUAUAACGGUAUCUUAUUUGGAGUGAUGCUGCUUAGUAUGGCACGAAUUAUGCAGGGUCGCAACCUGGAGGCUGCAUUCUGGUUUGCUGUGCUGCUAAAUAGUAAGCACAUCUAUAUGUACAUGGCACCGGCUUACUUCGUCUAUUUGCUAAAGCACUACUGCUUCACUCACCAAACACGUGAGGGACGAGUCAUACUCACAUCUUUUGCGCCGUGGCGAUUCAUGCAGUUAGGAGCCGUGGUAGCAUUUGUAUUUGCCGCGUCGUUCGGUCCGUUUAUUGUCAUGGGACAGCUUGGGCAAGUACUGUCGCGACUGUUUCCAUUCAAGCGUGGGCUAUGCCACGCUUACUGGGCACCCAACUUCUGGGCUUUGUACAAUCUCGUCGACAAAGUUGCGGCGACUUUGGCCGCCCGGCUCGGUUUCACGCAGGUGGCGCUGGCGCAGUCGUCGAUGACGGGCGGACUCGUGCAAGAGUUCAGUCACGCCGUUUUGCCGUCGGUGUCUCCGCUCGCAACUCUACUCUGCACGCUGGCUUCCAUAUUACCGGCAUUGCUGAACCUGUGGACUAGACCGAGUAGCAGGUGUUCGGCCGUUGAGUGCGCGGUUCUGUGCGCGUUCAGUGCGUUCAUCUUCGGCUGGCACGUUCACGAGAAGGCGAUCCUGCUCGUCGUUGUUCCCCUGAGUCUGCUGGCGACUCGCAGUGACGCGUACGCCCACGCGUUCCUGAUGGUGUCCACCGUCGGUCACUACUCGCUCUUCCCGCUCAUCUUCACGCAGGCCGAGACGCUCGUGAAGAUCUCGCUUUUCACGUUCUCGACUGCGUUCGCGUUCGUGGGUUUAGCCGCCGUCCGCGGACGUCGGCCGGAGAGGUUUCGUCUGCCGUUCAUGAGCGCGUGCGAGACGGCGUAUGUUCUCGGAUUGGUCGCGUUAGAGGUUUACUGUAGCGUCGUCCACCGAGUGCUGGGUCUCGACGGCAGACUUCCGUUCUUACCGCUGAUGCUCACGUCGUGUUAUUGCGCGGUCGGAGUCUGCUAUUCGUGGCUAGUGUUAUGUGUAACUUGUCUCCGUAGGUCGUACGGCGAAACACGAGCAUAAGGAACGUGCACUCGUGAGGUUUCGGGCCUUCAGCUUGCUUUUUUCGAUGAUCGUAGCAUUGACAUUUCCUUUCAGGUUAAGUCAGUAUCUUCUCUAAUUCAUCCACCAGUUCUUUGAGAAGACAUGGGUAUCUAGCUUUUGGCAAUGAACUAGAAGAUCUUCCCUCUUUAGUGUUCUUCCACUUGGUUAAUAUCUGACGCCACUUCAUUUUCAUUGGGCGGUAGUAGGCCACCUCCAGAGGCUGGGUCAGGUGUGUGCUGUUAGGGCGAGUUUUUUUUAUUUUGGUGGUUUACAGAUUCGCCGACCCGAAUUUUCAAGAAAAACGAAAAAAAAUAAAAAUUGAAAAUCUGUAUUUUUUUAUUCCCGCUACUGAAAACAGCCCAUAUUCAGUCUCCUCGUGAAAUUGUCUAAUUUCUUGCACACGCUUCCCUGUGUUUGCAUUGUUAUUUUUAACCUUUUCACUCAGGAUAUUUAAUGUUGCAGCUGCAAUCGAAUGUAUUAUAGCUGACAGAUCUUCAUGCUGAUACUUUGUGAUUGGUUGCAAAAAUAUGCAUUUAGUUAAUUCACUCCAUACACAAGGGAGGUUUUCUUGGUCCAUAUCGAUCUGUAUAACAGGCCCCAGCUUUACAUCGCAGGUGGUAGAAAUUGCGCCAGCGACUACACCUAGCCAUGCGGUCUGGAAAGUUACGUACCGGUCAGCAAAUUUCUCACUCUUGAAGCAAUCACGGUAUAAAGUAACAAAAAUGUCAAGGAAAGCAAGCGCGUGAGACCAGACUUGUCCAAAUGAUCGAGAAUCAAAACACGAUCACCAUAUUCGAGGUGCAGCUCUUCUCGGACGUUGGUUUUAACCUUCUCUGCCAAGUUUUGGACGUCCGUGUCUUGGACUACAGCACAGACUGUAUUCACUUCUCCGAUUGUUAAGGCUAUGCUUAUUUUCGGACUUUUCCGUCGUUUGUCUUUCCUCAUAACUUUCUCUAUCUUUCGCGGUGCCAUGUUUUAACUUUAGUGUUAUUAUCUCGCACAUUACGCUUCUCGCGAGAAGCGAAACAAGUGCUAAUAUUCCCUUACGGUCCCCAGCGUUCCGUAAUAGACAAUAGAACACUAAUCCCAUAACAAAGUUUG